AUGUCCAAUCCGCCGAAAGCCAAGAAGCUGCCUCAACUAUCCACCGAAGAAUUGCAGCAGAGGUACAAUGCGAUGCAAAAUGACCUGCAGAACCUUGCAGGCAAGAUCGGUGAAUUGGAAUCAGAGGCUGAUGAGCACAGCUUGGUUUUGACGACACUCGAAGAAGUACUAGCUGAAGAACCCGAUCGCAAAUGUUUUCGUUUGAUCGGCGGCGUGCUUGUAGAAAGGACAGUAAAAGAUGUUGUUCCUGCUUUGCAGACCAAUCGCGACGGGAUACAAAAAGUGAUCGCGAAUCUGUCAGAGCAAUACAAAACGAAAGAGAAGGACUUUGACACUUUCAGGACGGAUUACAAGAUUCGUGCGCCUCGACUAUCGCUAGGCUUGCUGUUUGAGCUCGCCCCCAUCCACUCUUUUGUCAAAGACAUGGCUUUCAACGCCCUUUCGCUCGUUCUCUGCUUCAUCAGCCUCUUCGUGGUGGCAGGCGCCUCCUUCCCACACGGACUCGGUGACUUUAAGCCUCACCGUCGUGCAGCCCCUCAGGCUUCGAUAUGGCUCGCUACGCAUAACGCAGUACGCGAAGAACACGGCGCACAACCACUUUCGUGGUCCCCCUUCCUUGCAGCGAAGGCCCAGGAAUGGGCCAGUCAAUGCGAGUUCAGAAACACCCAAGGUGUUCUAAGUUCUACUCCUUAUGGAGAGAACAUUGUGGCAGGAACUGGCGCGUUCCCAAUCUACGCUGCCGUCGGCCAAUUCACCAAGGAUGCUUGCAAGUCUCUCACUGUCCGUCUUCUGAAGUCUCCACUAACACAUGAUGCAGCUUCAUAUAAUCCCCAGUUCCCCAACUACAGCCACUUCACACAGGUGGUGUGGAAGUCAACCACAGAGCUAGGAUGUGCGACAGCCCAGUGCGACGGUAUCUUCGACGCGCGGCUGGGAAAAGCAACCUUGCAUGUUUGCCUCUACAAUCCAGUUGGAAACGUCGUUGGCGAAGCACCGUAA
Pleurotus ostreatus (oyster mushroom) is the source of this 999-nucleotide messenger RNA. RefSeq lists its product as uncharacterized. The transcript is spliced from 5 exons. Gene Ontology annotation, molecular function: protein folding chaperone. The record is from RefSeq and is a predicted model, not a curated record. Gene Ontology annotation, cellular component: prefoldin complex; cytoplasm. The coding region runs from base 1 to 999 and encodes 332 amino acids. NCBI's taxonomy places the organism in Eukaryota, Fungi, Basidiomycota, Agaricomycetes, Agaricales, Pleurotaceae. Gene Ontology annotation, biological process: protein folding.